Soboliphyme baturini is the source of this 990-nucleotide messenger RNA. The record is from the annotation of a GenBank genome assembly. Lineage: Eukaryota; Metazoa; Nematoda; Enoplea; Dioctophymatida; Soboliphymatidae.
AUGUUGACAUCCGGCGAUACUCCUUCGAAACCAGAAUCAGUGAUAGAUGCGUCUGAAAAAACGGUUUUCAUGAAGUCCGAACCGAUCGACGAAGGAAGUACCGAGGUCAGAGGUUACGAUUUCGAUGCCGGGAUUCACUACGACGACCUGCUCAGACACAGCCUCACCACCGGCUUUCAGGCGACCAAUCUAGCGUUGGCGAUCGACGUCGUCAACGGGAUGAUUAACGCCAGACGUGAUUCCACGAACUGCCACGAAGCCCUGAGUUUCUUCGAAUACCCGUACUUCAGGCGCGAAAAGACGGGAUGUACAAUAUUUCUCGGCUAUACGUCGAACAUGAUAUCCUCCGGCGUGAGAGAAACAAUUCGCUACUUAGUACAACACGACUUGGUAGACUGUAUUGUAACAAGCGCUGGCGGCGUGGAGGAAGACCUGAUGAAAUGUUUAAGCCCUACCUUCGUUGGUGACUUUUUUCUGGAUGGCAAGGAGUUGCGAUCAAAAGGUAUCAACAGAAUUGGCAACUUGCUGGUACCGAACGACAACUACUGCAAAUUGGAGAACUGGAUUCUACCGAUCUUGGAUCAGAUGCUGAAGGAACAGAACGAACGGGAUAUCAACUGGACUCCGUCACGGCUAAUUGCAAGACUCGGUCAGGAGAUGAACCACUGUGAGUCGGUUUGCUUCUGGGCAUGGCGAAACAAAAUCCCCAUUUUUUGUCCGGCGCUUACGGAUGGCUCCUUGGGCGACAUGCUCUACUUUCAUUCGUAUAAAACCCCGGGUCUGCGGGUGGACCUGGUGGAAGACAUCCGACUGCUGAAUGACACGGCAGUGCAUUCUGUCAAAAGCGGAAUGGUGCUGUUGGGCGCUGGUGUCAUAAAGCAUCACAUCUGCAACGCGAAUCUGAUGCGAAAUGGGGCCGACUUCACGGUGUUCAUCAACACGGCACAGGAGUUCGACGGCUCGGAUGCCGGGGCACGUCCCGAUGAGGCG